AUGGGAAGAUUAUCGUAUAUUCGGCGCUUUAUCCCAGGUCUUGCUGCCACCAUGAGUGCUUUUACUCCAUUGCUCAAGAAAGACAAGCCGUAUGAAUGGAGUAAGAAGUGCCAAGAAGCUUACAAGCAAGUGCAACAAAUAAUCACCAAGCUGCCCACUAUGAAAGCACCUAUUCCGGGGCUUCCUCUCAAGCUUUAUUUGGCUGCAACAAACACAGCGGUUGGGGCCUUACUUGCUCAAGAUGAUCACAGUGGGGAAUAA
Messenger RNA from Prunus armeniaca (apricot), 261 nucleotides. The record is from the annotation of a GenBank genome assembly. Lineage: Eukaryota; Viridiplantae; Streptophyta; Magnoliopsida; Rosales; Rosaceae.